AUGUUUACGUCUGUUUGCAUGUUCCUGCUACAGAAAGGAAAGAAUGAAUGCAGCCCUCCUUUCCUUGCUGAUGGCACUCUCACAAACAUAGUGAACAUUCCUAAAACUCACUGGACUUUCUAUAAGAAGUAUGGCAGAUAUCAACCCCACAAAGUACAGUACAAGAAGAGCAAGGAUUCUCUGUGUGCACAGGGAAAGCAGCAUUUUGACAGGAAACAGAAUGGCUGUGGUGGGCAGACUAAGCCAAUUUUCCACAAAAUGCCUAAAUUUACAAAGAAGACUGUGCUGAGGCUUGAAUACAUUGAGUUCAACUGCAGAGGUAAGAGAGUGCUGGCUAUUAAGAGAUGCAAGCAUUUUGAACUGGAAGGCGAUAAGAAGAGAAAGGGCCAAGUGAUCCUAAGCUUCAUAUUUAGUUUUAUUAUGUGAUGGUAAAAUCUUGAGGAUUUGUUCACUUAAAAAAAAAAAAGAAAAAA
This is a messenger RNA of Artibeus jamaicensis (Jamaican fruit-eating bat), 473 nucleotides long. Its product is annotated as 60S ribosomal protein L36a-like. Gene Ontology annotation, molecular function: structural constituent of ribosome. The transcript is spliced from 2 exons. Gene Ontology annotation, cellular component: cytosolic large ribosomal subunit; ribosome. Bases 1 to 426 code for a protein of 141 amino acids. Gene Ontology annotation, biological process: translation. The record is from RefSeq and is a predicted model, not a curated record. NCBI's taxonomy places the organism in Eukaryota, Metazoa, Chordata, Mammalia, Chiroptera, Phyllostomidae.